Molecule: messenger RNA, 1513 nt
Organism: Lucilia sericata (common green bottle fly)
Lineage: Eukaryota; Metazoa; Arthropoda; Insecta; Diptera; Calliphoridae
Product: endoplasmic reticulum-Golgi intermediate compartment protein 3-like
Exons: 6
Coding region: 134-1252 (372 amino acids)
Biological process (GO): endoplasmic reticulum to Golgi vesicle-mediated transport; retrograde vesicle-mediated transport, Golgi to endoplasmic reticulum
Cellular component (GO): COPII-coated ER to Golgi transport vesicle; endoplasmic reticulum membrane; endoplasmic reticulum
Source: RefSeq, a predicted model, not a curated record
AAAAAAAGAAUCUAGUGCAAAAAACAACACAACAUACAGAAUUUUUUUUAUUUAACUUAAAAACCUAAAAAUGUUUGUUUAAUUUUACUUUAAUAAAUAAAUUUUAAGAAAAAGUCUUAACUAUAACCACAACAUGAAAAUAGCCGAUGCUUUAAGACGUUUAGAUGCCUAUCCCCGUACCUUGGAAGAUUUUAGUGUCAGAACGGUUUCAGGGGCAGCCGUUACCAUUAUUAGUAGCAGCAUUGUAGUAAUAUUAAUAUGUUUGGAAUUUAUGGCGUAUAUGACUCCAAAUCUUACGGAAGAACUAUUUGUGGACACCACCCGUGGCCAUAAGUUAAGAAUUAACUUAGAUAUAACUUUACACAAUUUAGCAUGUAAUUAUUUGUCUUUGGAUGCUAUGGACUCAUCGGGUGAUCAACACUUGAGAGUUGAUCAUGAUAUUUUUAAGCAUCGUUUGGAUUUACAGGGAAAUCCUUUAAAGGAAGUGGAUCCUAUUAAGGAAAUAGUAGCCGUUUCACCCUCAAAUAAGAAUAAUACUUGUGGCAGUUGUUAUGGUGCCGAGAACAAUAGUACACACUGUUGCAAUACCUGUGACUCGGUUCUAGAGGCCUAUCGCAUGAAGAAAUGGAAUGUCCAACUGGACAAAAUUGAACAAUGUAAAGAUCAAUUUAAACGUUCCGAUUUAGAUGCUUUUAAGGAAGGUUGUCGGGUACAGGGUCAUUUGGAAGUUAAUAGGAUGGCUGGUAGUUUUCACAUAGCUCCCGGCAGUAGUUUUUCCAUACGACAAUUUCAUAUACACGACUUCCAAAUAGCCGAUGUAAAACUCUCCCACACCAUUAAUCAUCUUUCGUUUGGUGACAAAAUCGAAUUUGCCAAAACCCAUCCCUUAGAUGGAGUAAAAGUGCUAACAGAAGAAUCUAAAUCGGAAAUGUUUAAUUAUUAUUUGAAAAUAAUACCCACUGUUUAUAUGAAGGCCAAUGAGGAGGCUCCCAUUUAUACAAAUCAAUUUUCCGUUACCCGUUAUCGCAAGGAUUUGAGUACAAAAGAACGUGGCAUGCCGGGCAUAUUUUUCUCCUAUGAAUUGUCACCGUUAAUGGUGAAAUAUGAAGAACAGCAAAGAUCAUUUGGUCACUUUGCUACCAAUUGUUGUUCCAUUAUAGGUGGCGUUUUUACCGUUGCAGGUAUAAUAGCGGUAUUUCUCAACAAUUCCUGGGAGGCUUUGAGAAAACUCGAGAUCGGUAAACUAAGUUAACAGCUAUAUUUAUACAACUAUAUACCAAAGGUGCUGUUUACUUUCAACAUUAUAAAGCUCCUCUAUAACUUUUCCUCAAUUUAUUCCUUUUAAAGCAAAAACAAAAAUAUUUCUUUUUAUAAACUCCUCGCUUAUUAACUUGACGACAAUUGCUUUUGAAAAGCCUUGGCAUUCCUUAAAGAAAAAAGUAUCUAUUUUGUAAUUAAGUAAACGAAGAAAAAUCUCAGACAAAAACAUUUUUGCCAACAAAUUUGUAACAUU